AUGGCCCCCAGCAGGAAUGGAAUGAUCCUGAAGCCGCACUUCCACAAGGACUGGCAGAGACGAGUGGCCACUUGGUUUAACCAGCCCGCCAGGAAGAUCCGCAGGCGAAAGACACGUCAGGCCAAGGCACGACAGAUCGCCCCCAGACCUGUGGCGGGACCCCUCAGGCCGGUGGUGAGAUGUCCAACCGUCAGAUAUCACACGAAGAAUCGAGCUGGAAGAGGCUUCAGCUUGGAGGAGCUUAAGGGUCGCUCGCACCAUCGGCAUCUCUGUGGACCCGCGCGCGCCGCCGCAACAGGUCAACGGAAAGUCGAAGUCGGUAAGUCCCUGCAGACCAACGUUGUGCAAAGGCUGAACGGAGUAUCGCUCCAAACUGAUCAUCUUCCCACGCAUAAUCCCUCCCCCCCGAAGAAGGGAGACGGCUCUGCUGAAGAGUUGAAGAUGGCCACCCAACUGAAGGGCCCAGUCAUGCCAAUCCGCCAGACUUUCAAGAAAGAAAAGGCGAGAGUCAUCUCCGAGGACGAGAAGAACUUCAAAGCCUUCGCCAGUCUGCGUAUGGCACGCGCCAACGCACGGCUCUUCGGCAUCCGAGCCAAGAGAGCCAAGGAAGCCGCAGAGCAGGAAGUGGAGAAGAAAAAGUAA
Messenger RNA from Staurois parvus, 642 nucleotides. Lineage: Eukaryota; Metazoa; Chordata; Amphibia; Anura; Ranidae. The record is from the annotation of a GenBank genome assembly.